Messenger RNA from Meleagris gallopavo (turkey), 915 nucleotides. The record is from RefSeq and is a predicted model, not a curated record. Lineage: Eukaryota; Metazoa; Chordata; Aves; Galliformes; Phasianidae.
AUGCGGCGUCUGUCCGGGCUGCGUCCUGCCGAGCCGGGUGAGUUCACACGCCGUGCUUUCCACCGGGGGAAGCUGGACCUGACGGCAGCUGAAGGGCUGCGGGACCUCAUCCAUGCUGAGACCGAGGCGCAGCGGCAGCAGGCACUGAGGCAGAUGGAGGGCGAGCUGGGGAGGCUGUACCAGCAGUGGGGUGAGACCCUCACCCAGGCCCUCGCUCAUAUCGAAGCGUACAUCGACUUCAGUGAAGAUGACAACGUGGAGGAAGAGGUGUUGUCCCAAGUGGAUGCAGCCGUGCAGACCCUGGAGCAGGAGAUUGCUGCACACCUGCAGGAUGGGCGCCGAGGGGAGCUGCUGCGCUCGGGGGUCCGCGCCGUCAUCGCCGGACCCCCCAACGUGGGCAAGAGCAGUCUGCUCAACCUGCUGUGCCAGCGCCCGGCUGCCAUCGUGUCCCCAGUGGCAGGGACCACGCGGGACGUGGUGGAGGUGUCCCUGAAUGUCAGUGGUUACCCCGUGGUGCUGAGUGACACGGCGGGGCUGCGUGAUGCCACCGACCCCAUCGAGCAGGAGGGAGUCAGCCGUGCUCGGGACCGCCUGCAGCAUGCAGACCUGGUGCUGGCCGUGUUGGAUGCCACCACAGUGCCUACUGAGCCGGCUGAGCUGGGGGCUGCCCUGGGCUCCUUGGUGCCCCCCACCACUCCCUGCAUCCUGGUUCUCAACAAGGCCGACCUGCUGGGGGGGCACACGAGGGCUCUAUGCGAUGCCUGCGCCCACAGACCCCCGCUGCCCCCCACCACCCUGCUGUCCUGCAAGACGGGUGAAGGCACCGACAGCCUCCUACAGCUGCUGGGGCAGCAGCUGGCACAGCUGUGAGUGCCACGGAUCUGGGGUGGGGGGCGCAGGAUGGCACCGGACCUA